Gigantopelta aegis is the source of this 1905-nucleotide messenger RNA. RefSeq lists its product as uncharacterized. The record is from RefSeq and is a predicted model, not a curated record. Bases 139 to 1632 code for a protein of 497 amino acids. NCBI's taxonomy places the organism in Eukaryota, Metazoa, Mollusca, Gastropoda, Neomphalida, Peltospiridae. The transcript has 11 exons.
UAAAGUAUAGAGUCGUAUACUAAAGUUUUAUGCUUAAAAUAUUUUGCACAAUUUAUCGAUGUUAACAAUUUUCUCGUCGUUCCUGUGGUGAUAAUUGCUUCAGAUGCAUAUGUGAAACGUAAAAGACUAGGCGUCAGGAUGAUACUAUUCUAUGUUGUGGUUGCCUUGGCAGCGUCUGCGAGUUUGGGAGCCAGCCCAGGCUCAUUCAACUGCUACCGUUCCGGACAGGAUUGCACCAACGGCGGCACCUGCCCAAACGGGGUGUGCGAUUGUGGUAAUUACAAACACUACGACUGCUCUGUUACAGACGCAACUGACGGUUCACCAUGCACACCUUCCAGCUGCAACGGCCACGGACUCUGCGUUGGCAACGGGACAGCGGUGACAUGUCACUGCGAAGCCGGUUGGGAACAUGACGCCGACGGCAACUGCACACUUCCUCGAUACAAAGUUUACUGCAGUCACAAUUCCAUGAUAAUCAACGUAAAUCCACACGGUUCGUUUUCCGGCACCGUUUACGAAAUCGGCGACAAGCAGACGACGUGCAUGAUGACGAAAGCGUUCGACGAUGCCGACGUUGUGGCUGCCAUAACCGGAUUGCCAGGACAGAGUAGCAACCCGUUGAAAGGGGGCGUUGUAGCUGUCGUCUAUAAUAAUGGAACGCUUGACGGAACGGAUAACGCAUGCUCAACCGUCGCGUUGACAUCAUUCGAUGAUGGCGAUACCACUACUGACAUGUACACUAUACAGAGGACGUUUAUCGUCCAGUAUCACCCAGACUACAUGAUCAAGGCGGACGAGAAACUGGUAGCAAAGUGUAAGACAGACCUGAAAAACCAACACACGCAAAUAACCAUGGGAUCCAUCACGAACAACCCUGCUACCCAAGAACAAGUGAACGCCGUCACUGUCACUGACACCUUUGGGUCAACCCUGGCCCUCGUAAACACCGACGGGUCCGAUUCGACGACAGAUGGGGCGGUAGGGGAUCAGAAGUGUCUACGUCUACAUAACCCAAGCAUGUCAGUUCACAUAAAGAAGGUUGUUCUGACAAACAAUUUACCUGAGACAGAUAGCAUGUACAGAGAAGUCGCUCUCCUGGAAAACAGCUGCAAAGCAACAUCUUCAGGGAAACUUGGAUCCAUCUGGCAGGGCGUGCCCACACUGGACACAAACAGCAACGUGGUGACCUUCUGUUUCGGCCUGUUCACCAUCAAACCCACCUCCCAGCUGACCAUCAAAGUGUGGAGUAACCUGUGUCCCAACGGAAUAUCCGGAUGUGAAGCGGUUGAUUGUUCUGGAACACAAUCCAAUGGACGUCGCAAACGUGGAAUCGAAAGUGGGACUAUGCAGUACAGCCAAUUAGAGAUACGAGGAAUCGACGUAUAUGGCAAAGGGUCCGCCGAUACCCAGAAAGAACAGACACCGACAAGCACCGAUUGCGUCAUCGACGACCGAAUGUUCGCCACGGUGAUCGCCUUGGCCGUCGUCGUCUUGCUUCUGCUCAUACUGCUGGCGUUCAUGGUGGUACGCGCCUUCACGUCGUCUGCUAGGCAACGGUCCAACUGGCGGGAAGACGAAUUCUCCAACCCGAGCUACUACGACUCGCAAUCGAUUGGAAGCAAGCGAUAAUCCAUCUUUUAUUGAUCGAUGGAUUGAACUUUCACUUUACGACAAGAACUUCAGUUUUAUCCUUCGUUUUAAGUGAAGAUUUUAUAAAUUCUCUGUUAUUAUUUUAUAUAAAGUUUAUUAAUUAGUUUUCAAUGAAUCCAGGGCUGUUUCCGUUACUUCGACUCACAAACACUUGGCAGCAGGCGAUACUCAUCUUUUAUUGAUCGAUGGAUUGAACUUUCACUUUACGACAAGAACUUCAAUUUUUUCUUCUAUUUUAAAAUGAAGAUUUUA